GCCCCGCCUCGACGACGCAGCACUGAGCCACCAAGAUGCGCACCAGGCGCUCACAACUCGGGAGGAGCUUGGCAUCUGCCUGCUGGUUUCUUCCCAUUCUCAUGUGAAGACACGCUUUUGGGGAGGCGAUAGAAAGCGAAAGGUACUCGUAUGCUUUUAAACUUUUGAAUGACGGCAAGUGGCACGAAUCUAUCCUUUUCGAUUCGAAGCUGGUGUAGGAACUGUUCGGCAGUACUUGUGUCGGCGACAAAUGAUUUGUGGAAGGUGUGAAAAAAGAAGCCGAAAUUAAGAAGGGGUCAAUCAUGGGUUGUUUUAGUUGUGGAUUUGCACCUGUCGCACACGCCAAGGAGGGCCAGAUUCCCUCUGAGGUGUUUGCACAACCUGGAGGAGAAAUGCGGCCCUCAGACACGUCGAACGGCACAGGAGAAUGGGAGCCUGAUGAAAUCGGCGUGUGGAUUCUGCCCAAUGGAAGCAUGGAUUUAAACCAUCAUGGUUUCCACACAGACAUUACCAAGCACCUCGGGGUGCAGAUCACGCUCAUCACGGCUUAUUCCCUCAUCAUCCUGCUGGGGCUUCUCGGGAACGCGCUUGUCAUCUACAUGAUCAUCCGCUACAGGAAUAUGCGAACCGUCACUAACUUCUUCAUAGCCAACUUGGCGCUGGCAGACUUGCUGGUGGACACUUUGUGCCUACCCUUCACGCUGGUCUACACCCUGCUAGACGAGUGGAAGUUCGGCGCGGUGCUGUGCCACAUGGUGCCCUUCGCCCAGGCCCUGAGCGUGCACGUGUCCAUCCUGACCCUGACUGUCAUCGCACUGGAGCGCUACCGAUGCAUCGUCUUCUACCUGGGCCAGCGCCUCACGUGGCACUCCAGCUUCCUCAUCAUGGCUUUCACUUGGACGAUGGCGGCGGUCCUGGCGGCACCCUUGGCCAUCUUCAGAGAGUACCGAUUCGAAGAGAUCCCCUCCAUUAAUCUGCAUUUCGCCGUCUGCUCCGAGAAGUGGCCGCAUGGGACCAGCAGGGACGGCGUCAUCUACAGCCUCUCCAUGCUUCUCCUCCAGUACAUUAUCCCCCUAGGGAUCAUCAGUUACGCUUAUAUUUGCAUCUGGGUCAAGCUGAAGAAUCACAUCAGCCCGUCGACUCGCAAUGAUGCCAUCAGGCGCCGCAAAAAGACCACCAAGAUGUUGGCGCUGGUGGUGGUGGUGUUUGCCAUCUGCUGGCUGCCCUUCCACAUAUUUCAGCUGGCGAGCGAUCUGGACCUGGUGCUCAUGUUCAAGGAGUAUAAACUGAUAUACACCGUGUUCCAUAUUGUGGCCAUGUGUUCCACCUUUGCCAACCCGCUCCUCUACGGCUGGAUGAAUAAAAACUACCGAAAUGGGUUCUUAAUGGUCUUCCGCUGUGAGGAUAAGCCGGAUUCUUUCCACCCCGAGGGCUCCUUCAGGACUCGCUCUAUGAGGCGGCUGACGGUCAAUGGUCGUAACGGCGGACACCCGCCGACUGCCGUAUGAGAUUCUGAGAGGCAUCUCAACAUGUUGCUAUUCUGCGGCACUUGUGGUACAAAGUAGGGACUGGAGAAUCUCUCUCAGUGAAUGUUGUCGACUGUUUCAAUGUCGAACUGAGCAAAAUCAUAACGCAUGCCGGGGCGUAUUUACCCAUUUGUUUGAGACACAAAUAAUCACAAGGCCCUCCAUAUCCGUGUAUGACAAAAAAAAAAAACAACAACAUUGUUUAUCAUAACUAAAAAGUGUCUAUUUUCUAAGUUAGACAAAGUCCUUAAAAUCUCAAGAAUUGUCUAACAAGUGAAUCAUCUCAAUCAUCAUUUAAUAUAAAGUAAUUCACCAUUUCGACCGCUUUAAUAUUCGCAUCUUGGUGAAACUCGUCACUCGUGUCUCUCUCAACUUCGUCUCUAUACUGCAUCCGCCUCAGCUGACACUGACAAUAGUCCGACAACUACUGGCGAAAGAGUCUAGCUCUUGCCAUUGCCGGUUUCACACAUUCGGUAGUUUUCCUCUCACGUCCGCUCCGCUCAUCUAGGACCAUAAUUCCGUUUCAUUUGCCUCACAACAGGCCAACCAGUUUGUUGUCCUGAAUCAAGUCAGCACACGCUGUGAGAUGAUGGAAUUCUACUUUAUGCAAAGCGAGGGUGGGCACUUGACACGAUGAUGGAUUAAGAUAUUUUGAUGUGUUUCUAAGGAUGUGAGUUAAACCUAAUCCAAUAGUAACGGUUUUAAAACAAAAAAAGCUUUUAAAAUCCGCUUUUAUGAGAUAUUUAGGGGUACCCUGGUAAUCUCUGGACCCCGGGUAAUUGCCUGCCCUUGCCUAACGGUAAGUCCGCUCCUGGCUCACACGUUCUUCAUUAGUCUCCAAACUAGUUUCGACUGAAUCAACAGCGCCUCUGCUGGUUGCAGCCAAGCAGUGCACUCCAUUUUCCUUCAAGAUGCAAUUAUUCAAUAACCAUGGCCAACACCAAAUAUUAAUUACAUAUGACUUUAUGUAAGCCUAAAAAUAUUUUGGACACUGAUUUCAAGAUGUUUACUUUUGCUCUUUGCACAUCAGGUUUAUCGCAUUUAAGAUUGACCUUAAAUGCUUUGCACCAUGCGUUGAAAUUUAUAGCUGUGAAAUUACUGUAGAAAAAAAAUCUCCACGUGCGGAGCUAAACCCUUAAUUCAUAAAUACUACUAAAAAUAUUACUAUAUUAUGUUCUUUGAUUAUUCAGAUGAAAACCUGAUUUGAUAGAGAAUAAACGAUGGCAGAUUCUGAAAAGGUGCAAAAUCAUAAAGGAAAGUAAAAUCAUCUCGAAACGUUUACUUGCAUCUCUGAUUAAAAAAAGCAAAAUGAAUGAAUGAAUGAACGUGUUGACCACUGUAAUCGAUUCCACACAAUUGUCAUAAUUCCUUGAUCAAUUAAUCGAUGAAUAGAUUGUUACGCCCAUCCCUGGUACCAAGGGAACCUUUUGGCCUCAUUGAUCUGGCCUUGACUUUGCGUCUUGCUUUAUGUAAAGCAAUUAUUUCAUUUGUCAAUGUUCAUAGUGAACCCGCUGCUUUCAAAUGAGGCUCACUAGUGUGUUCAUUAUUUCUGUAAUCUACCCAAUGUGUUCCUUAUUAAUGCAAAUGACUUGUUGGUAAGUAAUGUCCACUUAAUUAUGAAGUCAGCUGCAUUGGUCAAGUAAUUUGUCCCUACUUCCUGUUGGAAGAAACUGCUUUCUUGUGAUUACAAGGCUAAUUUUAUUUUUUCAAACACUCGUUACUUUAAUUUGCCGACUUUAUUGUGGUAGCUUUUACUGCAAAUCGAGUGACAUUUUAAUCUAAGGCAUCUACUAAAACUGCUGCUGCUUCUCUGCCUCCACAGGAAGUUAAUUAUGUUGACCUUACAGAGCUUCAGAUCAGAUACAACAGCGGGAUUCCUUUUAACGGAACAUGAGAAACGAGAUCAUGUGAAUGAAGUGCAAUGAGGUGACGAGGAGAAUGUUGUUCGAGAGGGCCCCUAAAAAGGAUUUAAAUUAAGAAUCGCUCGCUCUCUUUUUUUCCGCCCAGACUCUCCGCUGCGGAACCGCGUGCACUUUGCUGGUUGUGUUUUCGACCCAUGAGCUAAACUGGCACUCGGAAAAUGUGACAACAUGUCAAAACGGAAAACUUCUGCUCACAGCUGUGUCAAGGUACUCAAGAAGUGUGUCGGUAAACAUAGUAAGGACAACACCUAUAACCUCCAUCAAAACAGACAGUCAGAAAAGGGGAUUGUUUGUUGAGCUAAACAACUCCAUCCAUAAACUUCUGGACGGCUUUCUGAACAAUUAUAACAGCAAAUAAAGCAGUCGGAAAAACAAAUGGAACUAUUGUGCCUUGUAUAAGUGUUUUCAUUUUCCUGCAGAGAAAAUGCUUGUAGCCAGAGUAGGAAUAGCUAUACACCCACAGGACCGAUUUUACGGCUUAGCCUACAUAUUCCUUUAUGUUCCAGAGACUCACAUAUCGAAGCUGGAGUCUUUGACUUAUAUCAUCUGGGGGGAGGGAGUGGGCAUGCCUUGUGCCUUGCAUGUUUGUUCCAAUGCUUUGAGAAAUAAUGUCAAUGUGCAGAAUUAAUUAGAGAUCUGUUCCCUUGUGGAAAACACAUAAAGGUGAUUAUAAUUAAAAGAGAUAAACCAAGUA
Hippocampus zosterae (dwarf seahorse) is the source of this 4142-nucleotide messenger RNA. It is a transcript of the gene npy7r, whose product is annotated as neuropeptide Y receptor Y7. Gene Ontology annotation, biological process: G protein-coupled receptor signaling pathway. The record is from RefSeq and is a predicted model, not a curated record. Gene Ontology annotation, cellular component: membrane. Bases 303 to 1508 code for a protein of 401 amino acids. NCBI's taxonomy places the organism in Eukaryota, Metazoa, Chordata, Actinopteri, Syngnathiformes, Syngnathidae. The transcript has 2 exons. Gene Ontology annotation, molecular function: neuropeptide Y receptor activity.